Messenger RNA from Euleptes europaea (tarantolino), 620 nucleotides. Its product is annotated as gamma-crystallin S-like. Gene Ontology annotation, molecular function: structural constituent of eye lens. Lineage: Eukaryota; Metazoa; Chordata; Lepidosauria; Squamata; Sphaerodactylidae. Gene Ontology annotation, biological process: visual perception; lens development in camera-type eye. Bases 16 to 552 code for a protein of 178 amino acids. The record is from RefSeq and is a predicted model, not a curated record. The transcript has 3 exons.
CUCCUAGCAUUGACGAUGUCUAAAUCAGGAAUGAGGAUCACCUUCUACGAAGGGAAGAAUUUCCAGGGCCGCCGCUAUGAGUGUGACCGGGACAAUUCGGAUUUCCACAAUGAGCUGAGCCGUUGCAAUUCCAUCCGUGUGGACGGAGGUGCCUGGGUUAUAUAUGAGCGACCAAACUUUGCAGGGAACAUGUAUGUGCUGACCCAUGGGGAUUAUCCUGAAUACCAACGCUGGAUGGGCCUUAACGACCGCAUCAGCUCAUGCAAAACCGUUCAGCUACUCAGCGGAGGCAAACACCAGAUCCAGCUCUUUGAGAAGGGUGAGUUUAGUGGCCAGAUGCAUGAAUUCAUGGAUGACUGCCCUUCUGUCAUGGAUCAGUUCCACAUGCGGGAAAUCCAUUCCUGCAAAGUCCUGGAGGGAGCCUGGGUUUUCUACGAACAUCCCAACUUCCGCGGCCGGCAAUACCUUCUGGAGAGAGGAGAGUACAACAAGCCUGUCGAGUGGGGGGCGACCUCCCCAGUGGUCCAGUCCUUCCGGCGUGUUGUUGAGUAAUGGACAGCAUGGUGUGUGCAACUGAUGUGAAAGCUGGCUUGAUGCAUAAAUAAAGUAUGUGAGGGCUU